UUGUCGCUACCACGAGGUGGUGAGCGAGCUUCUGAGUCGUCGAGGCGUUGAUCUUCCCGCUGGUGAGCGAUGCCUGUUCAGGCAGGUGAUGGUCACUGGCCUCCACAAAUAGGUCGAUGAACAGGCACCUAGCCUCUGCACCAUUCAAACACUCGUAAAUCCUUUCUCUACUUUCUUUUUUCCAUCAUCAAUUCAUCUCUUUGGAUUUUCAAUGUCACGGAGGCUUGAGUAGAGUCAUCAUGACGACUAAUGCACGAGCACGGGCGCUGAAACCUUCUCGAAUUCCCGGAGCGACGAUCGCAACGUGCUCGCAAUCGUUGUUCUGUUUAAUAGCCAACCCAACUUGCUCAAAUUACAGACGCCAUCACUCAUACAACGAAGUGCUGGUCGAUUGGAAGAAAAGGAGACUGCGCGCCUGUAUAAGUGACUUUGUCUUUUUCUUUUGA
This is a messenger RNA of Periconia digitata, 446 nucleotides long. The record is from the annotation of a GenBank genome assembly. Lineage: Eukaryota; Fungi; Ascomycota; Dothideomycetes; Pleosporales; Periconiaceae.